UGUUCUACUAUUGGAGAGAACACUCUAGCUUCUUGUCAUCAACCUAAACCAACUCGAACUGGAUUUUACUCUACGGUCACAACCCUCAACUAUAUAUAGCCUCUUCACCCUUCUCUCUUCCUUCAUUAUUCAUAACAUCAAAAUCAUUCAUUAAAAGAAGAAGGAGAAUGGGUCGACGUUCAAAGGAUUUCAAAAACUUGGCAUUCUUGAUUUUGCUUCUUUUUGUUUCAGAGUUUUGCUUAGAAGUAACACUAGCAGCUGAGAAAAAUCAGAAACAGAAUCUUGGAACAGUGAUUGGAAUUGAUUUAGGGACAACAUAUUCUUGUGUGGGUGUAUACAAAGGGGAGAAUAAUGUCGAGAUCAUAGCGAACGACCAAGGGAAUCGAAUCACCCCUUCAUGGGUUGCAUUCACUGAUACAGAAAGAUUAAUUGGAGAAGCUGCAAAGAAUCAAGCAGCUCUUAACCCGGAACGUACAAUAUACGAUGUUAAAAGGCUCAUUGGAAGAAAGUUUGAUGAUCCAGAAGUUCAAAAAAUUAUUAAGAUGUUGCCUUUUGAAGUUGUGAACAAAGAUGGCAAGCCUUAUGUACAAGUAAAGAUUAAAGAUGGUGAGGUUAAAAAGUUUAGUCCAGAAGAAAUUAGUGCUAUGAUCUUGCAGAAAAUGAAGGAAACAGCUGAAGCAUAUUUAGGGAAGUCGAUUAAACACGCUGUCAUCACCGUUCCAGCUUAUUUUAAUGAUGCUCAAAGGCAAGCAACUAAGGAUGCUGGCGCGAUAGCAGGGUUGAAUGUAGUAAGGAUAAUAAAUGAGCCUACCGCGGCUGCAAUAGCUUAUGGAUUGGACAAGAAAGGGAAAGAGCAGAAUAUAUUGGUGUAUGAUCUUGGUGGUGGUACAUUUGAUGUUAGCAUACUUAGCAUUGACAAUGGUGUUUUUGAGGUCCUAGCAACCAAUGGUAACACUCACUUAGGAGGAGAGGAUUUUGAUCACAGACUAAUGGACUAUUUCAUCAAGUUGAUUAAAAGGAAAUAUAGCAAGGAUAUUAGUAAUGACAAGAAAGCUCUAGGAAAACUCAGAAAGGAAUGUGAGAGAGCUAAGAGGGCCUUAAGUAACCAGCACCAAGUACGCAUUGAAAUCGAGUCUCUUUUCGAUGGUAUUGAUUUCUCUGAGCCAUUAACAAGGGCAAGAUUUGAGGAAUUGAACAUGGAUUUAUUCAAGAAGACAAUGAGUCCAGUCAAGAAGGCAUUAGAGGAUGCAAAUUUGAAGAAGACGGAUAUUGAUGAACUCGUGCUCGUUGGUGGGAGUACUCGAAUUCCAAAGGUGCAACAGCUAUUGAAGGAUUUCUUUGACGGGAAAGAACCUAACAAGGGUGUUAAUCCGGACGAAGCUGUGGCUUAUGGAGCUGCAGUACAAGGAGCAAUUCUUGGUGGUGAAGGAGGGGAAGAGACCAAAGAUCUUUUGUUGCUUGAUGUGACUCCGUUAAGUCUGGGAAUUGAGACAGUGGGUGGGGUUAUGACAAAGUUAAUUCCCAGAAACAGUAGGAUUCCUGUCAAGAAAACUCAAGUUUUCACCACCUAUCAAGACCAACAAACAUCUGUAUCAAUUAAGGUAUAUGAAGGUGAAAGGAGCUUGACAAAGGAUUGUCGCGAACUUGGAAGCUUUGACUUGUCUGGUAUACCUCCUGCUCCAAGGGGAGUACCACAGAUUGAGGUAAGCUUUGAGAUUGAUGAGAAUGGAAUUCUACAAGUGACAGCACAAGACAAAGCAGCUAAGAAGUCGAAAUCCAUUACCAUCACUAGCGACAAGUCACGUCUAAGCCAGGAAGAAAUUGACAGAAUGUUGAAGGAGGCAGAGGAGUUUGCAGAAGAAGAUAGAAAGGUAAGGGAGAAGGUGGAUUCCCGUAACAAGCUUGAAACGUACGUUUACAACAUGAAGAACACAAUCAGUGACAAGCUCGCGGAGAAGAUAGAUUCUGAUGACAAAGAGAAGAUUGAGAGCGCUCUUAAGGAAGCUAUGGACUGGAUGGAUGAUAACCAAAACGCGGAGAAGGAAGACUAUGAUGAGAAAAUGAAAGAGCUGGAAGAUGUAUGCAAUCCUGUCAUAAGGCAGGCCUAUGAGAAGAGUAGUGGAAGUUCUGCAAAUUCAGCAGAUGAUGAGGAGUCUUACGAUGAAUUGUAGAUUGAAGUGCUAAGACAUUACUUAUUUUUGGAUUACUAGAUUGUAGAGUGAAACUUUCCUUCUUCUUUUUCCUUUCUUUUCUUUUCUUUUGAUCGUAUGGUGGAACUUAUAACUCAUUUUUUGGUUAUUUUAUUUAACGUUCACUA
Molecule: messenger RNA, 2317 nt
Organism: Nicotiana tabacum (common tobacco)
Lineage: Eukaryota; Viridiplantae; Streptophyta; Magnoliopsida; Solanales; Solanaceae
Product: luminal-binding protein 5-like
Molecular function (GO): ATP binding; ATP-dependent protein folding chaperone
Source: RefSeq, a predicted model, not a curated record